UGCUUAAUCUAAAUCCCAUACAUUAGGAUUUGCUCCCUAGAACUACAUGGAGUAAAAUAAUGAGAUUGCUUUACAAAACAACAUUUCAAUUUUGAAUUAGGCCCAACUUGUGUGUGAGGUUUUCUUUUUUUAGGGGAUGUUUUAAAUAAAUACCAAACAUACAGCUGCAAUCAUUAAAAAGAAAAUAAAUGAGGGGGGCCUUGGAUGUGGUAAUCCUCCUGCCUUAGCUUAAAACAUUUCAGUUUGAUCGAGUAAAAAAAAGAAAAAAAAGAGAAAAACACACACACAAAUCAUUUAGAGUGAAAGACUGAACAAUGAAAGGAGAAAUAGGCAACUUUGUGAAGGUAUGGUUAUCCGUAGUGGCAUCACUCUGCUACUCUCAUAUGAUCGGAAAGAGUAUCAAACAAGGCGCAACCAGGCUCUUGGCUAUCCUCCCUGUCAUAGUCCUCUUCCUAGCUUUGCCUCUCAAUCUCACCUCCAUUUUUCUUGGAGGGCCGACUGCUUUCUUCGUCGCAUGGCUCGCCACAUUCAAACUCCUCCUCUUUGCCUACGGUAAAGGCCCUCUUUCCUCCUACCCACCUCUCCCUUUGCCACAUUUCAUCUCCUUAGCUUGCUUCCCCAUCAAAAUCCAAAACGACCCUACUCAAAAUUGCUCCAAAUCACCACUCAAUUAUGCUGUAAAGCUUCUAAUCUACUCCACUAACUUACUAGUCUACCAGAACAGACACUCCCUUCACCCUAAAGUUUUCAUGUUCUUAUUCUCCGUAUACACCUACAUUAUCUUCGAACUCAUCCUAGCCUUAGUGGCAGCCCUGGUUCGAGUUUCGCUAGGAGUUGAGCUGGAGCCACAGUUCAAUGAGCCGUACCUCUCCACAUCGCUACAGGACUUUUGGGGAAGAAGGUGGAAUCUCAUGGCAAGCAACAUCCUACGGCCCACAGUUUACGAUCCCGUUCGAGCCGUUUCUAGCCGUUGGAUUGGGACAAAGUGGGUUGCCCUGCCAGCUGUAAUUACAGCAUUUUUUGUAUCUGGAAUGAUGCACGAGUUGAUAUUUUAUUACUUGGGACGAAAGAGACCCACGUGGGACCUCACUUGUUUCUUUCUACUCCACGGCGUUUGUGUGUCCGUUGAAAUCGCCGUUAAGAAAGCCGUGAGGAGAAAAUGGCGGUUGCCGGCGUUAGUUUCAGGGAUAUUGGCAAUGGGGUUUGUGAUGGUUACUGGUAUGUGGCUAUUUUUGCCGGCGCUGAUGAGGUUCGAUGCGGAUGUGAGAGGGAAUAGAGAGUUAGUUUCGCUGAUUGAGUUUGUCAAAAAUAUUGGUACCACUUUUGGUUCGGGAAUCGGCAAAGUUAUUGAAUUUUUAUCUUUAAGUUUACGACUGUUACAAUCUACUUUAGGGGCUCUUGGUAUGAGUUAAUCUUUGCAAAAGGAAUGGUAAUCUUUAAAAUUAAGAUUCAUGUGUUUGGUAUGAGGUGUUUCUGUUUUUUAAACUCUAAAAUUGUAAGACGCUGAAAAUGAGAUUAUUCUAGGAGAAGCUAAUAUUAUAUCCU
Humulus lupulus (European hop) is the source of this 1545-nucleotide messenger RNA. Its product is annotated as probable long-chain-alcohol O-fatty-acyltransferase 5. NCBI's taxonomy places the organism in Eukaryota, Viridiplantae, Streptophyta, Magnoliopsida, Rosales, Cannabaceae. The record is from RefSeq and is a predicted model, not a curated record. The coding region runs from base 315 to 1412 and encodes 365 amino acids. The transcript has a single exon. Gene Ontology annotation, biological process: lipid metabolic process.